Notechis scutatus (mainland tiger snake) is the source of this 5727-nucleotide messenger RNA. It is a transcript of the gene MBNL2, whose product is annotated as muscleblind like splicing regulator 2. Gene Ontology annotation, cellular component: cytoplasm; nucleoplasm. NCBI's taxonomy places the organism in Eukaryota, Metazoa, Chordata, Lepidosauria, Squamata, Elapidae. Gene Ontology annotation, biological process: regulation of RNA splicing. The record is from RefSeq and is a predicted model, not a curated record. Gene Ontology annotation, molecular function: RNA binding; metal ion binding.
GAGAGAGGGCCUGGUUUAGCCAGCCUUCGCCGCUCCGAGGGCGCGCGGACGAGUUCUUGCGGUUCGCGCCGAAGCCCUCCCAAGCGCCGCGGCCGCUCGGUUUCCUUCGCAGGUUUCUGCACUAUAAGUGCCUUAUGUAGUCAUUGUACAGUGACAGCCUCAUUCUUAUGAUCAUCUCUCACAGCUAGAUAUUGGCUUUAACCUUACAAAUCAACUAUAGCAGCUGCUUCCUGUGAAUCUGAUUCCAGCAUUUACAAAACGUGUGAAAAAAUAUUGAACUAAACAAGAACUGCUGAAUCUGUAGCCUUUCCUACCUAAUCAACACCAACGAAGAGGAUACUACAGCCUAAAAUGUAUAAAAGAAUGCCAUUGUAUGAAAACAAAGUUUUUUCCCCCCAGUAGCAUGAACGUUGGCCAGAAAUGCUACUGAGCAUGAAUAUAUUGCAGACAAAAGUGUACAAGUGGCAUAUAUUGGUUGAUAACUACAAUGUUCACUGAUAAUAGCCGCUUUGUACAUUAUCUUCGUAGGCAUUGGAUUUUCUUAAGCUAUGCCUGGUUUUAUUGAAAGGAACAUCUUGGCUUUUUAGAGUUUUUAAACAGAGACUAUUUCAUUAACGACUCACAAAAUCAAAAGCUGUUUUACAUCAUGGCUUCAAUUGUUGCUCCAGUGAGAGACACAAAAUGGCUGACGCUAGAAGUGUGCAGGCAGUUUCAGAGAGGGACUUGUUCACGUUCUGAUGAGGAAUGUAAAUUUGCACACCCAUCCAAAAGCUGCCAGGUUGAAAGUGGAAGAGUGAUUGCCUGCUUUGAUUCACUAAAGGGCCGUUGCACAAGGGAGAACUGCAAAUAUCUUCAUCCACCAACACAUUUGAAAACUCAGCUAGAAAUUAAUGGCAGGAACAACCUGAUCCAACAGAAAACUGCAGCAGCAGUGCUGGCUCAGCAGAUGCAAUUUAUAUUCCCAGGAGCACCUCUUCAGCCAAUGCCAUCAUUUUCAGUAGGGCCAACAAUAGGAUCUAAUCCAGCACUAAACUUUGCACCAUAUUUAGCUCCAGUUACUUCUGGGGUUGGAUUGGUUCCUACAGAAAUGGUUCCCACACAAUCUGUAAUUGUUCCUGGAAAUCCUGUCUCUGUCUCUGGAUCAACUACAUCACAGAAACUCCUCAGGACAGAUAAACUGGAGGUUUGCCGGGAAUUCCAGAGAGGAAAUUGUGCACGGGGUGAAACCGAUUGUCGCUUUGCACAUCCUGCUGACAGCACAAUGAUUGAUACAAAUGACAACACUGUAACUGUUUGUAUGGAUUACAUAAAAGGGCGUUGCCUGAGGGAAAAAUGCAAAUAUUUUCACCCUCCUGCUCACUUACAGGCCAAAAUCAAAGCAGCUCAGCACCAGACAAACCAAGCGGCAGUAGUGGCCCAGGCAGCUGCUACAGCUGCUACAGUCAUGACUCAAUCGACUGCCAAAGCAAUGAAGCGACCUCUUGAAGCAACUGUAGACCUGGCCUUUCCAUCUGCUGUCCUUCAUCCUUUACCAAAGAGACAAGCACUUGAGAAAAACAAUGGUGCCAGUGCUAUUUUUAAUCCCAGUUUCUUGCACUACCAACAGGCUCUUGCUAGUGCACAGCUGCAGCAACAUGCAUCAUUUAUUCCCACAGAUAAUCCUGAAAUAAUGAACAGGAAUGGAAUGGAAUGUCAAGAGGCCUUGUUGAGAACAGCAAAGCAUUGUUACUGUACAUACAACCCUGUCUCUUCCUUAACAGAAUUGCCACAAACUGCAUGCUGAGUAAAGAGUUUAUUCAUCUGGAGAAAACACACUUAAGAGCUAGUGCUGCUAUAUCAUAUAUGAAUAUUAAGAUGGUAUGCUUAGUAUAUUCAAAACUAAUCUAGUUAACUACCUGAUGCCAGCUGUGAUGGUUCAAGACAUAAAAGGGUAAUAUUUUACUUUUAAAAGUUUUAUAUAACACUGUUUACUUAGGAAUAUUGUCUUACCACCAUAAAUAGUGAAUGUAAGUAGUCCCAUUCAUGUAUCGCAGGGUUCACAGUUUUAUGACUCUUUCAAUAUUAGCAAUAAACUGAUUUACAUUGGCCACCAAAUCCAGGAUCUAACUACAUAAAUAGUUUCCCAUGAGAGCUGUUGCUUUGGUUGCAUGUUUCUUCAGCUGACCUCCCUGCACCCCAGUUUGCACAAAGAAAUGCUUUUGAAACUGGACUUUCAAAAGUACUUUAUAAUGCUAAAAAGGAGAAUCUGGUUCCAGGGAUGUAAGUCAAGGGAAUUCUUUAGAAAAUUAUCAGUGCCACUAUUUGCACUGUGAUGAUUGUUUGGUCACAAAGUAAGUGAUGCAGUAGUGCACGGGUGUCAAACUCGCCACGUCACAUUGAUGUCAUGUGAUGUAUAGCAAUCUGGGGUAUAUGUGACCUGUGUGAUGCAUCCAGCCCAAGGGCCGCCAGUUUGACACUCCUGUUGUGGAAUCACCUCUAGAAGUUCCAAACGGAGUAGUUUUUCUAGCCUGCUGUCCUUCGAAUAAAUAGUAUUUCUUCUUCCAGCAUAUGCAACCACCAUAGCCAAUAGUCAUGCUAUGGGUAGGUGGGUGGUUAGGUAAUCCAGGGAGUCAUAAGAAACCUAGGUUGAGGCACAGUCAUUUGGAUGAAGCUGAAACAGAAGAUCUAAGGAACAGGUGUUAAACUCAAUCAUGUCACGUUGCGUAUCAUGAUGCUUCGUAGCGUUUUUUGCCUUUUCGGAGCCAGGGUGGGCGUGGCCUGUGUGUGACUCAUCUGGCCUGCGGGCCGCCAGUUUGACACCCUGACCUAAGGCAAAGGUGGCGAACUAUGGACCCUUUAUGACUUGCGGAUUUCAACUCCCAGAAUUCCUGAAUCAACACGACGAGCUGAAUUCUGGAUGUUGAAGUCCACAAGUUAUAAAAAGGCCAUAGUUCUUCAUCCCGAUCUAAGGUAAAGCACAAAUUGCAGCAAUGCACAGAAGCUGCUUUGGGAUAUGUAUGGAGAAGUUAUAUGGAAUCACAACAUUCUAGAAUUAAAUCAAACCUUUGCACAGUAUGAUUUUCAUACCCCUAACAAAAAUCUUGACUAUGUUAUUUUACAAGGAGAGAAUAUUUUUUAAAGAAGUCUUUGCAGAAGUGCCUAAAUUUUGUCACAUAAAACUUGAAACUUAAGUGACACUGCAGUCUAUAAUUGAAUCUAUGCCAAGUGAUUCAGCUUUCAGAUUUGCAAUCAGGUUACCAAAAAUCAUUUAUUAUAAAAUAACUUCUUCCCAGUGAAAUAAAUGGGGCUACAGAUUAUAUAAGAUUAUAUGAAAUUCUAUUUCAACUCAAAACUCAGUGCAGUCACUGUAAAAGCUAAUAAGUGACUUUAAUAUAGACAAUUAGGAAAACAUAGAAAACUAUAUAAAAAGAGCUUCAUUUUAAUUCAUUGUUACUACUGCCAUAUUUUUAAAGUAAAAUUAAAAAAGAUUACAACAAACAAAAAAGAAACUGGUUCUUUUAAUUGUUUAUUUAAAAGCUUACUUUAUGUCACAGAAAUGCAAGGUUAUGUUUAAUACAGCUGUAUUAAAUACAGAAUGUAUUAUAUACAGCUGUAUACUGUAUCAUAUACAGCAUUCAAUAUGGGCAAAACAUAUUUUAAUAUUUACUUUUUCAAAACUGCAUUGAUUUUCAAAAAGUUAUACACAAAUUGGUUUGUUUGGAAGGUUGAACCGAAUACAUUACAUUUAAUGUUUUGUAUAUUGCACAUAUAUCACAUAAGUAUGUAGUUUUUAAAUUAAUAUUUCUAAACAAAAACUUGUCUAAAAAUAUGCAUAAUUAUUGGAAACAUUUUCCCUUAAGAAAAUUAUAAAUGAUUGCAGUAUUUUAACUUAGGCUUUUCAGAUUGAUAUGGGUUUGGCAACAUUGCCUAUUCUAAGAGACAGAUCUACUAAUUUAUUUUUAAUAACUUUAUUUUUCAGUAUUAAUUUUGUGUUUCAAAUGUCUAAUGUUUAUAUUAAUAGUAGUUUUAAUCAUUUAAAGAGGAACACAUACCAUACAUCCAAAAAUCUUAUGGAAAACAUGUUGUAAUCUUGCAUUUAUUUUCAUCUCAACUGUGAGAAAAAUGUAUGCAACUUUUGUUUUUACUUAUAAAUUUGUCAUUAUAACUUGUUUGUUGACUUGGCUGUUUACUUAACCUCUGUGCUAGUUAAUAAUUUUUUUAAAUGAUCCAUUUAAAUAUUUGGUAGAUUAUUCAACAAUACAAAAUGGCAAAUUAUGUAUGUUUAAAAUAUUUAAGCUGUAGAAAAAAUAUAUGAACAUUUAAUUAUUUUCUUAGAAUCACUGGUAUUAUUUACUCUAUUGAAAAACAGACUUUUAAGACAUUUGUGAGUUUUCUUCCUAGAUAAAAACUGAACAAAAGAAAAUGUAUUUAAAACAACUUAGAGAGAUCCCCUCUGUUGGAUAUAAGUUUGUUUUGUUCCUACAUUAACCAAUAUAUUAAAUUAUUUCUUCCAGAUAAAAAUCAAGUUGAUCUCCCUGGGGAUAUGUUGGAAUAAGUGGUUUAUGUAGUUUUAAAGUAUGUGUUACAGAGAAUGUACAAAUGGUGAAAAUGACAUUGUCCAGUUUUGAAAGUAUAGAUUUAAAUAUUGUCCCUCACAAUUGUCCCUGUUACAGAUUUUUGAGGAAAUAUUGCUCCAUUUGUCUCUGCCACUUUAUGGUCAACAAUUUUUAUUCUGCUCGGAUUCCACCUUCAUGAACAUGUUUUGUUUUUUUAAUAAGCAUAUUAACAUUCCUCUGCUUUGAAGAGGGUAAUAUUAUUUGAUUUCAGUCCUAUUUAGUUAUUUUAAUUUUCAAGUAUUUGCAUGGAAGGACUGUAGUUGUUUUGACAAGUUUCUUAAUUUCAUCAGUUUCUAAAUUUUGACAUUUAAACAAAAGCAAAUUAAAUUUCAUUCCAACAUAAUCUUUAUAUGAGAUCACAAAACAAGUUCUGACCCUGUCCUACAUUUGUAUGUAUUUGUGGGUAUACAUGUGCACACACAUAUGUACAUAUACACGUGUAUAUGCUAAACUAACUGUGAAUGUGUAUGUCAAAUGUAAUGUCCACUUGCAAAAGUAACUUAUUUCUUUUAGUUUCAGCAAGACUAUCUAGGACAGCAGAAAUUAUGAAAGUAUAGACUUGCCCCAUAUGUACAGCUGUUUCCAAAGAAACAAUUACUAUUCUGAGCUCUAUUCUGCUCAUAUUAACCAUAAUUUAUUUAAUCUUUGUGCUUCUUGCUUUGGGUCUGUAUUAAAUAACAGCCUAAUAAUGAAAUAUUAAGGGUAUAGUUUUAUUUAUUCUAAUUUUGUAGAAUACAUUGAUUUGGGAUUGAUAUAAAACUUUUGGGGGGUAUAAAUGUUAUUUGCCAAAAUUUCACUUAUAUUUUGAAAAAGAAUGCAUAAUGAUAGAAAAUGGAGGGCAUGUUGGUUUUUUAAAUAUAUAUAUAAAAUUCCUUUGAAGCAAAUUGACCGAUACAAUAUGCUAACAUAGAAAUUGAAGCAUAAUUUCAUAUUAUUUGAGAUAUGCCUGUACUUUUUGUAAGGUCUUCACCAAAGUAUCGUAAUCUGUCUAUACAAAAUUAUUUACACUGCUAACAGUUAAAUAAAUCCCUCCCAUUAAUUCAUGUCAUUAACUAUUUAGUAGCAUACAUACCCAUUUAUAAGUGUGUUGAGGUAUAAUUUAAUUACCUAUGUACAAUCAUGAAAAUAAAAA